AUGGCAAGGAAGGGUGAGUCGGAAUGGAUAGAAGUUUCAAGAAGGAGGAAGUCUGGGGUAAACAGUUAUCCUCGGUGGGAUAUGGCCAAUGGAGGUCGAGGUGGAGGGAGGGGGAUGGCGCCAACUACGACAUUCUUUAUCACAGAGUUUCCUGAAAAAUAUGGAGCAAAGGAUUUAUAUAACAUAUUCAAAAAAUUUGGGGAUAUUGAUGAAGUCAUAUUACCAUCCAGAAGAGAUAAACGGGGCAAACGGUUUGGUUUUGCAAGGUUCUUUAAUGUAUCUGAUGAGAGGGUGUUGGCGGUUAAGCUUGACAACAUCAUUAUCGAGUCCAGAAAGUUACACGCAAAUCUUCCGAGGUUCAACAGAGAGAGGGUGGGAGGUGUAGAGAGGGGUGCGAUCCAUCAGAAUCAAGGGAGGAUUGGGAGGACGAUGGGGGGAAGAGGUGAGGUGAAAACAAGCAUUCAAAAUGGGCGUAGGAAUAUGGGAGAACUCAAUAAUCCAGGACCUCAUGGUGGUGUCCUUAGGAAGUCUUACGUUCAAACUGUUAAAGUGGACCAAGGCAGACAGCUUGUGGUGGACGGUCAAUUACAUAGCAAGAAGAUUCCAUUUGCUCAUUUGGAGUACAAUGUGAAGGAAGAAGAUCUGAUUCGUUUCCAAAAAGCAUACGUGGGAGUAAUGGAGACUCCGGGAGAAACGUCUAAUAUGCAAGAAAGAUUUAACAAGGAAGGAUACUUUGGAGUUAGGGUUACUCCAUUGGGGGCAAACUUUUGUUUACUGGAGGAAGGCGAAGAAGGUAUUCUGAAGGAUAUCAUUGCAGAAGCUCCAGUUUGGAUCCAUAAAUGGUUCGAUGAAAUCAGACCUUGGCGACCCAACGAGGUUGAUAAUGAAAGAGUAACAUGGUUGAGAGUCUAUGGCUUGCCUUGCCAUGCAUGGCAGGAUAAAGUUUUUGACUUCAUUACAACGUCUGUUGGGGUCUUCAUAUGUGCAGACGAUGAUACGAUAAAGCAAAGGAGCUUCGAUGUAGCCAGGAUUUUAAUCAGAACUAAAUAUUGUUUGGUCUUGAACGAGACCUACAAUAUCUCCAUUAAUGAUAACGUCUUUAGGAUUAAGGUGGUAGAAGAUAACCAUGGUCCAUUGCGAAUUUCGUUGAAUCAUGGAGGGAAGUGUAGUGAUUUGCCUGGUGAGUGUUCAGACGAUGACAUUGAUAGCUGGAGCAAUAAAGAUUCAUAA
Molecule: messenger RNA, 1230 nt
Organism: Vicia villosa (hairy vetch)
Lineage: Eukaryota; Viridiplantae; Streptophyta; Magnoliopsida; Fabales; Fabaceae
Exons: 1
Coding region: 1-1230 (409 amino acids)
Molecular function (GO): RNA binding
Source: RefSeq, a predicted model, not a curated record